Naumovozyma castellii is the source of this 1137-nucleotide messenger RNA. RefSeq names its product phosphoinositide 5-phosphatase INP54 (gene INP54). The record is from RefSeq and is a predicted model, not a curated record. The transcript has a single exon. NCBI's taxonomy places the organism in Eukaryota, Fungi, Ascomycota, Saccharomycetes, Saccharomycetales, Saccharomycetaceae. The coding region runs from base 1 to 1137 and encodes 378 amino acids.
AUGACAGAUUCAAAUUGGAAAGUUUCUAUUACAACAUUUAAUUGUGAAAAGGAGUUCCCCGUGGAUCCAUCCUUAGAAAAUGUUCGUUCCCUUAUUAUCAAGCGUUUACUCUUUAAGCAUAGACAUGAAGUGAAGGAUAUAUAUGUCUUUGGAUUUCAAGAACUAGCUCCAAUAUGGGAAGGUUCAUUCCCCAGUAUAAUGAAUUCUUAUACUGAUACGUUAUACCAGUCAAUUGCAUCAGUGUUGCAAACCUUAUUCCCUGCAGAUGAAUUCAAAUUAAUCGGCUCUGAAACUGUGGGUGCAAUAGCAAUGCUUGUUAUUGGCCAUGCCUCCGUGACUGUAAACGAGGUGUUGAAGAAUAAAGUAAGAUGUGGUAUGUUAGACUCCAGCUUGAAAGGUGGUAUUGGAAUGUGUUGUACUCUUCAAAAAAAUGGAGGUGUUAAUGGCACAUUUACGUUCAUUUGCAGUCAUUUGACUGCAAAUGAAGGGGAGAAAAAUAUUAUUAGGAGACGUGAAGAUUUUCAAAGUAUAAUGGACAGUUGUGAUACCCAGUUUGGAGAUUAUAAAGAUUAUCAUGUGUUCUUUUUUGGCGAUCUGAAUUAUAGAGUGAAAGGUUGGAAUCACUUGAAUAACACUGAUUAUUCAAAUGAAGAAACUAUAAAUGAGUUAUUAGGAAACUAUGAAGAAUUCUAUCAUUCCAAGCAAUCAUAUGACACAUAUAAGAACUUCAUAGAGGCCAGAAUCAAUUUUCCUCCAACUUAUAAAUAUUUGCGUGGAUCAUAUAAGUAUAAUACUAAGAGAAUACCGUCUUGGUGUGACAGAAUUCUUUACAGAGCUCCAAAUUUCAAAGAAGAUAUUGAUAAACUCACUGAGGUUUACACAUCUGUCGAUAGAAUCCCUGAAUUACAAUUCACUGACCACCAACCGGUAAUGCUGGUCAUUAACCUUCCACAACUAUCGGAAACUAGAUUAAUUUCUUUAGAACAAGGGCCUAUAGUGAGUAAUCUCCAACCGAAUACACUUGGUGAUGCUGUAGAUAUCAUAAUUGGCUACGCUGGAUGGUUACAGCAUUUAAAGGUUCAUUAUCUGCUUGUCGGAUUGUUCCUUUUAUAUUUACUAUACAUAUUUUUUAUCUAA